Molecule: messenger RNA, 1875 nt
Organism: Onthophagus taurus
Lineage: Eukaryota; Metazoa; Arthropoda; Insecta; Coleoptera; Scarabaeidae
Gene: Dip-B
Product: Dipeptidase B
Biological process (GO): proteolysis
Cellular component (GO): cytoplasm
Molecular function (GO): manganese ion binding; metalloaminopeptidase activity
Source: RefSeq, a predicted model, not a curated record
AAAUUUACGGAAACAAUGGCACCAGCAACGUUUUUCAAAGCGAUACAGACGUUUUCAAAAUAUUUACAAUAUUUCUUUUACGAUAGCCUCGCGGCUAUUGGCUGGUUGCACAUCAAGUGCAUUCCUCCCACCACUCGCCGAGCUAAAGAUUUCAUAAAGCAGGAAACAGCAAUACAAAAACUUAGUGAAUUCAGCCGAAUCACCACUAUAACCAUGGAACAGCUAAAACGGAAUUAUCCUUUCGAAGUCGUCGAAGAAUACCAGCUGACGACCUCAGGGUACGAUUGCGUCUUGCUUGUAAACGCCAAUGGACAAGAAACGAAGAUAGAAAGUUUUACCGGCGUUCUUUCAGAAUGUUUAACAGUCGAUCCACUCGCUGAAAAAGAAAUAAGAAUUUUACCGUUGAAAGAAAAUCCUGGUAGUCGAUUAAUUCAUGCCCCAACUGGAACUAUUGAUCCCGACUACGAUGAUGUGAGGUCGUUACGGGAAACGGCAGUCAAAGGAGUACAAACCGCUUUAAAAGCAGGAUUUAAAAAGUUGUUGAUAGCACUACAAACACAUCCUGAUUUUGAAGACGCCGAAUUGGUGACAUUACUUGGAGUUUUUGAAGGAUUAUAUGUGCCUUUACAAAUUAAAGAAUUAAAUCCCAAAAAACUCCCGACGAUCGAAAAAUUGGGAAUAUGGACCGACAACAAAGACAAAACAACCAGCGUUUUAAGGCAAGCGUUAAUCCUCGAAAGUGGUUUAAAAAUAGCCCGGGACAUAGGAUCUGGAGAUCCGGAAAGAAUGGCUCCUCCUAAAGUCCAAGAAUACGUCGAGUCGGCGUUUAAAAAUUCCUCGAUAAAAUUGGAUGUUAUCGACGACAUUUCUGUUAUCUCAAAAGAAUAUCCUUUGUUCGAAGCUGUUAAUAGAGCAGCUAGUGUCGUUGAACGCCACCGAGGAAGAAUUAUUUACAUGGAGUAUAACCCCCAGGAUCAAAGUAAAAUUAUCGAAACUAUUAUGUUAGUCGGAAAAGGUGUUACUUAUGAUACUGGAGGUGCUGAUAUUAAAGCUGGGGGAAUUAUGGCGGGAAUGUCACGUGAUAAAUGUGGAGCUGCAGCCGUGGCUGGUUUUAUGCAAGUUGUUAAUUUACUCAAGCCGGAAAACGUUAAAGUAAUUGGAGCUUUGAGUUUAGUGAGGAAUAGCGUUGGAUCCAACUGUUAUGUUGCCGAUGAACUUAUUAAAGCUAGAUCGGGAGCUUUAGUCCGAGUUGGAAAUACCGACGCUGAAGGAAGAAUGGUUAUGGCUGAUGUUCUUUGUAAGAUGAAGGAAUUAGCGAUGGAUGCUGUUAAUCCAAGUUUGUUUACUAUAGCUACGUUAACAGGACAUGCAUUUCUAACAGUUGGAACUGGAUAUUCUAUUGUUAUGGAUAAUGGGCCCGCUAAGAGAGCUGGUACUAGUACUAGGCUUCAAACGGCUGGUGAAAAAUAUUCCGAUCCUUUUGAGGUGUCCACAAUACGACGAGAGGAUUUAGCUUUCCAUAGGGGAAAAGCUCAAGGGGAUGAUGUAAUGCAGUGUAGUAACGCUGCAUCUUCAAGAACUGCGAGAGGUCAUCAAGGCCCAGCCGGUUUCCUUAUACUCGCUUCCGGUUUGGACAAGCACGGAUCUGGUAACCAGAAACCGAUUAAAUACAGCCAUUUGGAUAUCGCUGGAUCGGCAGGUGAUUUUCCUAAUCCCGCAACGGGAGCGCCAAUUUUAGCCCUUUCAAAGGCAUUUUUGUUCAGUUGAUGUAUUAAGAAUUCCGUCGUUUACAUGUGAAACUUUGUACUUAUUGCCGAGUGUAUCGUGAGAAGUGUAAAACUGCUUAUAACAAUAAUAAAUUUUAUGAUGUUUUUA